Messenger RNA from Mytilus trossulus (common blue mussel), 625 nucleotides. Its product is annotated as sialate:O-sulfotransferase 2-like. Gene Ontology annotation, cellular component: plasma membrane. Lineage: Eukaryota; Metazoa; Mollusca; Bivalvia; Mytilida; Mytilidae. The transcript has 5 exons. The record is from RefSeq and is a predicted model, not a curated record. Bases 130 to 489 code for a protein of 119 amino acids.
AAAUACGUGGAAAUCCAAGGUAGGCGAUAUAGUUGGUAUAAAAAAAGAAUUUGUCACCCAUUGCCAAAGUCAAUCUGGAAGAUAUCUGUUUUCUUACAAAGACAAGUUGCACGUAACUUACAGGGAACUAUGAAGAAUUUGUUUGUUCUUGCCCUUUGUUUGGUCAGUGUUGUUUACUCAAACCCAUACAGGAAUAUUGGACUCUAUAGAGGCUAUGUUGGAUGUUUCGUGGAUGACCGUAACCACCUUAUGUUAAAGCACCGGAAACAGGUUUUACAUCGGAAUUCUUUGGAGAAAUGCAGACAUCACUGUAGAGGGUUCAGGUAUCUUGGAUUACAGGCCGGUCGUUGGUGUCUUUGUGGAAAUAGGUAUUACAGCCGAGCAUAUCCCCAAGCAUCAGAGUUGGAAUGCAACUACCGUUGUCCAGGAGAACCUAAUAGGAUGUGUGGAGGCUCGUGGAGAAAUGCCAUUUAUGAAGUUUGCCCCUGAUUCCGUUGGAAAAGAAACACAAACAGAAUAUAACAGAUAAACUGCAUCGUCGUUAUUAAAAUAUCUAAAUCAUAGAACUUUAUUUUAUAAUCAUGUUAUUAAAUGUAGAAUCAUAAUAAAUUAUAUCUUAAAUCAA